This is a messenger RNA of Neurospora tetraspora, 1070 nucleotides long. RefSeq lists its product as uncharacterized. NCBI's taxonomy places the organism in Eukaryota, Fungi, Ascomycota, Sordariomycetes, Sordariales, Sordariaceae. The transcript has 4 exons. Bases 195 to 1049 code for a protein of 284 amino acids. Gene Ontology annotation, molecular function: oxidoreductase activity, acting on a sulfur group of donors, disulfide as acceptor. The record is from RefSeq and is a predicted model, not a curated record.
UCUCCACUGUGGAUGGCCGUGACGAAUGUCUUUUGGACCCCAACAUCAGAUCUGCCGCCUCUUUCUCUUUUCCCCCAGACUUCAAACUCUUGACCUUGUCCACCAUUUCGAAAUUUUGUAUUACAUCAAGCAGCAGUGACACACGGUAUCUUUAUACGGCAAGGAAACAAUAUUUAUAGCAUAAUAUCGCAAACAUGGACGAAAAAACCUUAUUGCCAACGACAACACCAACCACCACCAACCCACCACCUAUUCCGUCCAAACCCAACAACAACCACCAAAAUGGCCGCGAUAAACACGCCCUCCGUCGCUUCCUUAUCGCCGUCUGCCUGAUGGUAAUGGUAUGGACCCUGUGCGGACUCGAUAUGGGCCUUGACGACAACGACGCCCUAUCGGAAUGGUCGCUCGAGCAAAUGCCAUUAACACCCAUCAACACCAUCACCAUACCGACCACCGAUGCCGACGUCGGCGGUGACGCUGGCCACGAACUGGUAGCCCUCGAGGCGCACAUCAUGAGCAAAUGCCCCGACGCGCGAGACUGUCUUAGGGAGCUGGUGCUGCCUGCUAUGCAGAGGGUUUAUACCAAGGUCAACUUUACCUUGUCGUUUAUCGGAACACCGACCAACGGCGAUGAUGGAGUUGCUUGCAAGCAUGGCCCAGAAGAGUGCCUGGGAAACAUCAUUGAGCUUUGCGCCCAGAAGCUAUACCCCGAUCCCAAGAGCUUCCUUGGCUUCACUAUGUGUUUGACCAAGAACUACGAUGAGAUCCCCCAGCGCAGCUUGAUCGAAGACUGCGCGCUCGAGCACGCCAUCGAUUUUGACGAGCUCAACAAGUGUGCUACCCAGGACGAUGGUGCCCUGGGCAUCGGUUUGCUCAGGGACAGCGUCAAGAGAAGUGCCGAUGCCGGCGUAACAAAAAGCUGCACCGUCCGCCUAGACAACGAGAUCUUUUGCAUCCGCGACGGCGGCCAGUGGUCUGACUGCCCUCACGGCUCCAGCGUUAAUGACCUAGUCCUGGCGGUAGAGAAGCUGUACGGACGUGAGCUCUAGAACAUCUAUCUAAAUAGUCCU